GGUGCGGGCAGCCCCCUCGGGGACGCACUCCGCCGCGUGCUGCCAGUCCACCUGCGCCGCCAACGCUGCCCGCCCUCCGCGCAGCCCGCGCGCUGCGCGUGUGAGGGCGCACCUGUGCGCGCUCACGAUGGGUGCGCCGAAGCAGAAGUGGACGGCGGAGGAGGAGGGCGCGCUGCGGGCGGGCGUGGACAAGUACGGGCCGGGCAAGUGGCGCGCCAUCCAGAAGGACGCCGCCUUCGGCCCCUUCCUCACCCACCGCUCCAAUGUCGACCUCAAGGACAAGUGGCGGAACAUGACGGCAGCAGCCACAGGGGGCGGCGCCAGCAGCACAGGCGUGGGGGCAGCAGCAGCAGCAGCAGCAGCGGCGGUGGUGCUGCGGGUGCGCGCGCCCCGGGAGGUGCGGGCGGCGGCAGCAGCAGCACGAGCGGAGCUGGCAGCGGUGGUGGCGUUAGAGGAGGAGGACGCGCUCGCGACGGCGGGCAGUGGGGACGCCGACGGCGCUGAGGGGGCCGACGGCGCUGAGGGCGCCAGCGAUGCGGCUGUGGCGGGGCAUGAUGGUGACGCUGACGCUGAUGGCGGCCAUGGGCCUUGCGGUGCCGGUGGCGCGGCACCGGGGGAGAGCGCGUCUGCUGGUGCGGCUGCUGCUGGCACGGACGGCGAAGGCGGGGGUGAGGGUGUGGGAGGCGGCAGUGUGAGCAGUGGGCGCAGCGGGGGAGGGGAGGAGGCGUGGUGGGCCAUGGUGCCGUUCACUGCUGACGCUGCUGGCGGGUCGCUGCCUGCUGCCAACCAUGACAGGUUGGACGAGGCCAUCACGAUGGCCGUGGCAGCGCUGGAGAACGCCCAAUGGGCACAUGGAGCACAUGGAGCACAGGGCGCACAGGGAGGGCAUGGGGCGCAAGGAUCGCAUGGUUGCUCCGCAGCUGCCAUCGCCAAGCACAUAGAGGACCACCACGCAUCGCCGCCCAACUUGCGACGCCUCGUGCCGCUGCGCCUGAAAGCCCUCUCAGAGGACGGCCGCCUGCUCAAGGUGAAGCACGUCUACCGCCUGCCUCACAGCGCACCGCUGGCCCUCCACUCUCACCCCCACGCUCACCCCCACAGCCACAACCAUAGCCACGCACAAGGGCAUGCGGCAGGGCAACCAUCCCCGUCCAUCCGUAGGGCCAGGGGUGAGAGCCGGCGGGCGAGCUGGCAUGGGGAGGCGUCCGAUGGCGAGGGUGGGGGGAGAGCGGGGUGGGGGGGGAGCGGUAAGGGGGAGGGAGUGGAGGGGAGGGCGGAAUGGGGAAGCCGAGUGGGUGGGAGGAGAGAUGCACGGAGUGGCAGGGCGGGGAGUGGCAGUGCGGCAGAGAGGGCGGGCGAGGGCAGGGCGAGUGGGGCUGCACCAACAGGUUCGGAGCAUCCGUCAGCCCUGCGCUCCACUGCUGCUCUCCCUGCUGCUGCUGCUGCUACCUCUCCCCCCGCUCCUUUCCCCUCCUCUGCUGCACCACUGGACCGAAUCUCAGCCGACCUAUCGCAUGCACACCUCUCCUCUCUGCACGGCCCGCCCACGGCAUCGCCUGCGGCUGCUGCUGCUGCCAUGGGCUGCACUACUGCCAGCAAGGGGCAUCUCAGCCGACGCCUGUUUGCCUCGCAGUGGCUGGAACGGGGGGGAAGAGGCGCAGAGGGGGAGGCAGGCAUGACAGAGAAUGUGGCGAGAGGAACGGGAGAGGGUGUGGGAGAUGGGGCGGGUGAGAAGGGAGCAGUGGCAGCAGGGCCGCGUGGGCGCGUGGAACAGCUGGCACAGAUGGCAGCAGCAGCCAUUGCUGAGGCGGAGGCAGCUGCUGCUGAGGCUGAGGCAGCUCUGAGGGAGGCAGAGGCGGCAGAUGCGGAGGCAGAGGCAGCAGAGGCAGCAGCGAGGGAGCUGGAGGCGCGGGUGGAGGAGGGGAGGAGAAGAGCUGCUGCUGUGAGCACGUAGUGGUAGUGCAUGGAAGGAUGGAAUCUGCCCAAGUGGAACCACUUGUAUGGAAGUGCGAAGGAGGGGCAUGAAGGCACUGGACGCUUGUGCAAACAGUCUCUCAAUGUUUGUGAAAGCGCAAUGAUGUUUGGUUCAGGCCCCCAAAUUGCAGACUUUUUACUCUGAUUCAGACUUUUUUCAGAGUUUUUUUGGGGGUGUACUCUGAUUGCAAAGACUUUUUUUUUUACCUUACUCUGAUUUUUCAGAGAACUUUUUUGUACCUACGCUGAUUUUUCAGACUUCUUUUACUAGUGUACUCUGAUGCCUCAACCCUAUAUGUGGGGUUGACUCUGAUUCUGUGUACUGUAAUAC
Closterium sp. NIES-67 is the source of this 2305-nucleotide messenger RNA. The record is from the annotation of a GenBank genome assembly. NCBI's taxonomy places the organism in Eukaryota, Viridiplantae, Streptophyta, Zygnematophyceae, Desmidiales, Closteriaceae.